CCCAUUGCGUGCCCGCGCAUCCUCACCCUCGUGUUGCUGCUGCUGUUGCAUCUGUUUGUGUGAACUCGCGAGAGGGGGUGUCAUGGCUGCCGCUUCUGCUGAAGUCUCUGACCAGGAUUCGCCACCUCCGGCGAACCACUGUGAAACUGGGGAUACAGUGCCACCACCGAAGGGUAUUCCAAGAAUAAAUGGAAUGACUGUUGACUCCCGUAGUGUUCAUAGUCCUGGUUCAGCCAGCCAGACUGGGAAAGAUGAAGAGGAGGACUAUGAGAACGUGAACAGCAGCAGUAGUUCUAGUAGUGGUGUUGAGGACAGCAGUGAUAGUCCGGCCAGUCUCGAUGGGGACGGUCUAGAUAAGGAGGUUAAUCGAGAACCUAAAGAGGCGGAAGACCGAGUAGGGGAUCUACUUAAUGGAGACGCCGCUGACAGUGGAAUUUACAAUAAGGAUGGGGAGGAAGAAGGCAAGAUGAGACGGGCCAGUUUGGAAGUGUCAUCUUCAGACGGAGAACCUCUCAGCCGCAUGGACUCCGAAGAUAGCAUAAGCAGCACUAUAAUGGAUGUAGACAGCACAGCCUCCAGUGGUCGGUCAACUCCAGCAAUGAUGAAUGGACAAGGCAGCACUACUGCUUCCGUCAAGAGCAUCGCUUACAAUUGCUGUUGGGACCUGUGUCAGGACUGUUUCAACUCUAGCCCGGACCUAGCAGAUCAUAUUCGUUCCAUACAUGUAGAUGGCCAGCGGGGAGGGUGUGUAGUUGGUGGUUGCAAUGCCAGUUUUGCAUCUCAGGGGGGCCUUGCUCGGCAUGUUCCAACACAUUUUAGCCAGCAAAACUCUUCAAAAGUAUCCAGUCAGCAAAAGACCAAAGAAGAAUCCCCAUCCAAAGCAGGCAUGAGUAAAAGAAGAAAACUAAAAAUCAAAAGGAGGCAUUCACUACCACGGCCACAUGAUUUCUUUGAUGCACAGACACUAGAUGCAAUCCGUCAUCGAGCUAUCUGCUUUAACUUGGCAGCUCAUAUUGAAAGUUUAGGACAUGGUCACAGUGUUGUAUUUCAAAGCACAGUAAUUGCGAGGAGAAAAGAGGACUCUGGAAAGAUUAAAGUGCUGCUUCACUGGGCACCUGAGGACAUACUACCGGAUGUAUGGGUAAAUGAAAAUGAACGACAUCAGCUAAAGACAAAAAUAGUCCAUUUGUCAAAGUUACCAAAAGACACUGCCUUACUUCUAGAUCCAAAUAUAUACAGGCCAUGUGCUAAUGCUGGGGAAAAAAGGCUUCACUCCUUGGAUGUGAAAGAGCCUUGACCUUCUAUAAACAGAAGACCGAGCAGAUCAGAGGUAACAG
Molecule: messenger RNA, 1337 nt
Organism: Protopterus annectens (West African lungfish)
Lineage: Eukaryota; Metazoa; Chordata; Ceratodontiformes; Protopteridae
Gene: AEBP2
Product: AE binding protein 2
Biological process (GO): regulation of transcription by RNA polymerase II
Cellular component (GO): ESC/E(Z) complex
Source: RefSeq, a predicted model, not a curated record